ACGUUGCUGCUUAGAUUGAAAUGCAGAACUCAAGCCUCUUUCAGCCGGGCACAGACUUCCUUUUACUCUUUCCUUUGGCACUCUUGUCGCCUCCUCCCGGGGAGAAGCCAAGGCACCCGCGGCUUGGAGCAGCGACAGGCCGGCCCAUUGAGAGCGAGGAAAAAGUUUCUUUCUGGGAGCGCGGAACUGGGGCCGGGUUGGUGUACUGCUCGGAGCAAUGGAGCCAGCCUUCGGGGAGGUGAACCAGCUGGGAGGAGUGUUCGUGAACGGAAGGCCGCUGCCCAACGCCAUUCGGCUUCGCAUCGUGGAAUUAGCCCAACUGGGCAUCCGACCUUGUGACAUCAGCCGCCAGCUAAGGGUCUCCCACGGCUGCGUCAGCAAGAUCUUGGCGCGCUACAACGAGACCGGUUCGAUUUUGCCGGGAGCUAUCGGGGGAAGCAAACCCCGGGUCACCACCCCUACUGUGGUGAAACACAUCCGGACUUACAAGCAGAGGGACCCAGGCAUCUUCGCUUGGGAGAUCCGGGACCGCCUGCUGGCGGAUGGCGUGUGCGACAAGUACAACGUGCCCUCGGUGAGUUCCAUCAGCCGGAUUCUGCGUAACAAGAUCGGCAACUUGGCCCAGCAGGGUCAUUACGACUCCUACAAACAGCACCAGGCAGCGCCGCAGCCCGCGCUGCCCUACAACCACAUCUACUCGUACCCCAGUCCCAUCACGGCGGCAGCUGCUAAGGUGCCUACACCACCCGGGGUCCCGGCCAUCCCCGGAUCGGUGGCCAUGCCACGCACCUGGCCCUCCUCUCACUCCGUCACGGACAUCCUGGGCAUCCGUUCCAUCACCGACCAAGGAGUGAGCGACAGCUCCCCCUACCACAGCCCCAAGGUGGAGGAGUGGAGCAGCCUGGGCCGCAACAACUUCCCUGCCGCCGCCCCGCACGCAGUGAACGGAUUGGAGAAGGGAGCCUUGGAGCAGGAAGCCAAGUACGGCCAGGCACCGAAUGGUCUUCCAGCUGUGAGCAGUUUUGUAUCAGCAUCCAGCAUGGCUCCUUACCCUACACCAGCCCAAGUGUCACCCUACAUGACCUACAGUGCUGCUCCUUCUGGUUAUGUUGCUGGACAUGGGUGGCAACAUGCUGGCAGCACCCCACUGUCCCCCCACAACUGUGACAUUCCCGCAUCGCUGGCUUUCAAGGGAAUGCAGGCAGCCAGAGAAGGUAGUCAUUCUGUCACGGCCUCCGCACUCUGAUGGAAACUUCCACCUCCAGCUGCCUCACUCUGGUCUCCCCAGUCAGCACAUCCUAUCCCUCUUCACACCCCACCCCUCCAGUGCUCCAGCUUUACUGCCUCAAGAGCUGGCUUUAUGGAUUCAUAAUCUUUGUGCUGAUGACACUUAAAUAUUUCUUGCUGUAACUUCCCUCUUUCAGGAAAUCUGCCAUAACUUUAGGAUUUAAAAACAAGAGCAACUCUAAAGAUUGAAUGAGAUGUUUGUGUUGCCCGCACACUGUUUUAACACAGCGAGGAAACCUAUUCCCCUCAAAGGGCUUAUGGGACUUUGUAGACCUGUCUUUGGUAAAACCACACAUGUAUAUUUAUUCUAAAUCAACCUGAACUUUUGAAACGUGCAAUUGUUGAGAUUUUGCAAAAUCAAUAAAGGAAAACAGAUGGAGAAAAAAAAGUUAUGUGAUACCCUCUAAUCAAAUAAGGUGACCAAAUAAGCCUUAAUUCACCAUUAGGAAACCAAUCAAUAACUGACUUGUGUGAUCUUUUGCUUCUUUUUAAGAGAUGAUGUAUUUUGUUAAAAAUAUGUAUAGAACUCAAGUAAUAUUGGAAUUUUGCUCCUUUUGUUGUUUUGACUUGGUUCCUAAUACAGUGAUGUUUGUAUUUCU
This is a messenger RNA of Arvicanthis niloticus (Nile rat), 1886 nucleotides long. It is a transcript of the gene Pax9, whose product is annotated as paired box 9. Gene Ontology annotation, biological process: regulation of transcription by RNA polymerase II; anatomical structure development. Lineage: Eukaryota; Metazoa; Chordata; Mammalia; Rodentia; Muridae. Gene Ontology annotation, molecular function: DNA-binding transcription factor activity, RNA polymerase II-specific; RNA polymerase II cis-regulatory region sequence-specific DNA binding. The record is from RefSeq and is a predicted model, not a curated record.